CGAGGGGCUUGGGGCUUGCAUGGAAGGAAUGAGAGAGUAGCUGGAGAAUGCGAGAUCGCGUACUCCAUUGAGAUUCUGCUCUCUGGAUCCUUCUCCCCGACACGGCAUCACGGACACGGUAAUCCAGCCAUGCCCGAUUCGAAAGAUUUGUGGCAGGGCCAGAAAACGAGUGAGGGCCUGCGUGAGUGAGUAGCACCACCUCGAGUCCGGUCACCUGUUCGAAAGCACGGACGGCCCCAUGACUGCGGGGGCUGGAGGUUAUGGCGGAACUACCCCCGGUGCGUCGUAGUGCCGAUAGAUUAGAGAUAAGGAGCCGCUAGCGAUCACUCACUACCCCGCCGGGGCUUGUUCAGCGGGGGUGGGGGUCGAGCAUUUAGUAAGGGAGGAGGGUUUCGAUCCCAUGAUUGGCAUUUGCAAGAAGGGGUCGAGUCGCUAGAGUAGCCCCAUCAUAAAUGGGGACCGCUAGGGGGCUAGAAGAAUAGACAACCCCCAGCGCUGGACAACACAGCUCAGUGCUUUAACUAGCAGGAGCGGAGCAAAAGAUCCGAGGCGAUAACAUGAUAAGGGGCUGCCAGGACGAUUAACGGACGGUUUUAAUGCCAUGGAGGGCCGGAGAUCGCAUAAAAUAAUAGAAUCGUGAGCUAUCACUCGCAUCCGGGGGCCGGUAGCAACCCCCAAAUUUGGCUUCAGUCGGGCAUCGACCCCGUGAACUGUAGCGCAGACGAAGCCCGGACCAAAAUUGGCAAUGGUGGCAGAUGCAGCCAGGGGCAAUAGUUAACGGCGAAUGUGGUAGUUCCGCUCGCAAAAGAUCCGAUGCGCGAACAUGUAACGAGAUUGAAGAGCAGCGGGAUCUUGGAAGGACGCAUCGCAUCACAAGCCCCGGAGAGGCCCGAGACAGUUCGACCAAGCACUCAAUGUGCAGCCACCUUCGUCACACUGGAACGCGCGCCGGAUCGCGACGAUCAACGUGGUUCUGCCGCAAGCCGUGGAGCGGCAAAAGAUCCGAUCGAGAACAUGAUCGCGGUCAACCUCUGGAUCGUUAACUAACGGAGAGGAGUGGAGGGAGGGGAGGGAGGGGGUUGGCGAGCCCCCGAGGGACAGGGCAGGGCCUAGCAGGGCAGGGCAGGGCAGGGCAGGGAAUAGCAAGAGACAGGCGGGGCAGUAAACAAAUGGGGAGAAAAUACAGGCCCCUGCGAACUCGCCGACUCCAAAAUUGGCACCUCCGCCUCGACGGCCAGGCCAGGUCGCAGACGUCGACGUGGUUUCUUCGCGAGCCGUAGCGCAGCAAAAGAUCCGAUCGCGGAACAUGUAACGCGACCGAAGACGCUCCCGUCGGCACUGACGCGGGGGGAGCAGUAGGGCUGCGGGCCUGGGGCCUGGGGCCUGGGAGGAGGAGGUUUUGGGGGCGAGAACCGCCCGCGGUGGCUACAGUCCAGGGCCUGGCCGGUCAAUUGAUGACCCACCCAACCCGACGCGAGUUCCGCCAAACCAGACCCGAGUCGACCUCGGAGGAUCUAUGCGGCCAGAUCGCACCCAUCGACGUGGUGCCUUGACGAGCCGUAGCGCAGCAAAAGAUCCAACGUGAUAACAUGUGAAAAUUUCGCUGAGCUCGAGAACGUGACGUACAGUCCAUUCUAAUCCAAUCCAACCCUGCGGUAGGUUCGGAAGGGUGGUAACCUUAAUGUCUACGGAUUUGGCACUCUGCGUUCGUUCGUACGCACUAGCCCCCGUCCCCGACAGACCUGUGCCUGUUCGGUCGACGUGGUGCUUCUCGGGACGUACCGAAUCGCGAUCGCAGCAGCGAACGAUCCGAGACUCGACUCUCGAGAGCGAGCCCCCCCUCGCGAUAGGGACAAGCGCCUUCACCCCCGCGCGGCAGAGUUACAGUCCGGUACAGCGGUGCUCCUUCGCGAGUAACUAAACGCGGGGCUUAAUCGGGAUAUUUGGAUGCGCUAAAUUGGCGAUAUAGUGCAUCCAGCUGUCGUAAGCGCAAGUGGCAGUGGUCCUAGCCCCCCGGUAGAGAUCUGCUAACAAUGGCUGGUGCCGGCGAACUGUGCCGGCAAGCAGGAAGGCGGGCGGGCGCGGGGGCGCGCUAGUGGUCAAAGUAGCGGAAGGGUCAAUGUCUCGGAUAUCCGUUAGGGGCUAGAAAGAGCUGUGCGGGGAAGGGCCAAGGCCGCCGGGGGGUGGGGGGUGGGCCAAUUCAGGGCCAAUUAAGGGGCAAGUCCCAGACAAGGCCGAGGAGUUUCUCCGCUGCUGCCAUCUCUGCCAGACCUCCGCCAUUUACAGCUAGACCAGCCGCGCGCGACACCUCGGACAAGCUCAGUUCCCCGCUUUCGGGGCACUUAAGCCCCCAGUCGUCUCGUCCGGUUCCUGGCCAGGAUGCUGGUCUGCCUUGCCAUACAGUUAAUUAAUCCGCAGCCGGCAGGACGGCCCUGUCAGGGCGGACUUUAACGAGGCUCGCAGCCCUCGCAGGUUGCCACGUUUUCCAGUGCGCUUUCGUCAAUUCGGAGUGACAACCGCGCUUAAUGCAGCGGCGAAAGCAUCCGUGCCCUUGCGGUGCGUCACAUGCCCGUCUCGGCCCGCUGCCGAGCAUUUCCCUGGCACGAGGUGGUUCCGCGAAAUGAAUCGUCGUCGUCUUCGGAGCGCGAAUCAGUGUCCGUCGGUGAAUGACAUUUUCUUUCCAUGUCGAAUUAUUUAUUCCUCUCCAGUGCCGGAGUAGACUUUAUUCACAAAUGUCUGAGAAAGUUUUCAUUUAUUUGAAACAUAUGAUGAUUUCCAUGUGUGUUCCAUCACAAUCCCAAUCUCGACGAAUGAUUUUUCCUCUGACAUCCGCGCCCUGUGCGACCGGGAGCGCAAGUCAAUGUAAAUCGAAAGAACCAAUCUUUUGAAAGUUUACAGCGAUUUAAGUUUCCGAUCUCAAAAGAUCGAAUGUCAGAAAUAAUUAGUAAAUUGAUUCCACCCCAAUUUCUUCUUACUUUUGCAUAUUUCUCCAUUAUUUUUAUCCUUACAAAGCAGAAAUAUGAG
Marchantia polymorpha subsp. ruderalis is the source of this 3024-nucleotide messenger RNA. The record is from the annotation of a GenBank genome assembly. Lineage: Eukaryota; Viridiplantae; Streptophyta; Marchantiopsida; Marchantiales; Marchantiaceae.